Opisthorchis viverrini is the source of this 1356-nucleotide messenger RNA. RefSeq lists its product as hypothetical. Gene Ontology annotation, cellular component: heterotrimeric G-protein complex. Lineage: Eukaryota; Metazoa; Platyhelminthes; Trematoda; Opisthorchiida; Opisthorchiidae. Bases 308 to 1132 code for a protein of 274 amino acids. Gene Ontology annotation, molecular function: GTP binding; G protein-coupled receptor binding; G-protein beta/gamma-subunit complex binding. Gene Ontology annotation, biological process: adenylate cyclase-modulating G protein-coupled receptor signaling pathway. The record is from RefSeq and is a predicted model, not a curated record. The transcript has 6 exons.
GGAUGGGUUGUCUUUUAAGCAAGGAAGAUAAAAUAGCCUAUGAACGGUCGAAGGCAAUUGAUAAAGGCUUAAGGGCUUCGGAAAAAGCGAGAGAGAAGGACAUAAAGUUGCUUCUACUCGGUAAAUAGCACACCGGUGUUUCAUGCUUUUAGGCGCUGGCGAGUCUGGGAAAAGCACAAUCCUCAAACAGAUGAAGUAGGUCAUAUUGAGAAGCAAUCGAUUUCCCAGAAUUAUUCACGAUUCAGGAUACUCAAAAGAGGAACGUCUACAAUACAGACCUAUUGUAUUUAGUAACACAGCUCAGAGUAUGAUGGCCAUAAUUCGAGCAAUGGGCCAUCUAUAUAUUGACUUUGGAUCAAAAGAGUCUGACGAAGACGCACGCCUCUUGUUUGCAUCCGUUUCCACAAUAGAAUCGGGAAUCAUGCCACCAGAAGUUCAUCAAGCGAUUGCGAGAUUGUGGCAAGAUAGUGGUGUUCGGUCGUGUUUCAAGCGUUCCAGAGAAUAUCAGCUCAAUGAUUCUGCAGCGUACUUCUUCAACGACCUUGAACGCAUUGGUGCCAAAGAUUACAUUCCCACGGAGCAGGAUGUGCUACGCACACGUGUGCGGACGACCGGAAUAGUGGAGGCACAUUUUACGUACAGAACACUUAAUUUUCGGCUAGUGGAUGUAGGUGGUCAGCGUUCGGAGCGAAGAAAGUGGAUUCAUUGCUUUGAAGACGUAGAUGCAAUACUCUUUGUCGCAGCAUUAAAUGAAUACGAUAUGGGACUAGCAGAAGAGCACUCCACUAACCGAAUGGUUGAAUCGAUGAAGUUAUUUGAUUCGAUUUGCAACAAUAGUUGGUUCGCUGAUACCAGCAUGUUGUUGUUUCUGAAUAAGCGCGACCUUCUAAUGGAGAAAAUUGUCAGGUCUCCGUUGAAUUGUUGCUUUCCGGAAUACACAGGUGCAAACACCUACGAAGAGGCUUCUCUGUAUAUUCAGCACAGAUAUGAGGCAUUGAAUCGCAAACAAGCCACAAAGGAAAUCUAUACCCACUUUACUUGUGCUACUGACACAAGCAACAUUCAAUUUGUGUUUGAUUCCGUUACGGAUGUGAUUAUCCGAAGAAAUCUGGCUCGAGGAGGACUACUGUGAUACAUUUUUUACCCUGAUCUUUGAGUUCUACUUGAAGUACACACUUUCAGUAUCAACAACAAAUUUAAAAAAAACGAACGAAAUCACGUUCAACAAAUCAUGUUCAACCAAAUCCAUUUUAUACCAUAAUGCCCUUAACUGCUUUGUAAUGCACGAACGUAUUCCAUCCUGCUUGUCAGUGAUUAUGUACACAGAUAUUUUUUAACUUUUGAAGAAAACCGGUG